GUAACUCAAUGUUUCCACCCGGAAUCAGUAACCAGACGGAUCAAUUUCACGUUUUGAAAAGCUGCGGACCCAAAACAAACGGGCUGUUUUGUUUUGAUUUCUCUGAUACUAUUUAAAUAAAUAAAUAUAGUCGAGUGGAUAAUGGCUGUCCCAGGUCCAAACAAGGAUAACAUCAGAGCUGGCUGCAAAAGAUGCGGAUAUCCGGGUCAUCUUACAUUUGAGUGUCGUAAUUUUGUUCGUGUGGACCCGGGGAAGGACAUUGUUUUGGACGUGAGCAGCACCAGCAGUGAGGAGAGUGAAGAGGAGGAACAGGAAACUGUCAGUAAAGAAAAGAUCUUCGGUAGCAGCCAUUCAAAAGGUUCACAUGAAGAUUCCAAAAAGGAAAAGCAUAAAAAGAAAAGUAAAGACAGAUCUCAUCGAAAGGCCAAGAAGAGGUCUUAUUCAUCAAGUGAUGAUGAGGAGGAAGUGAGCAAGAAGAAGAAAAAGCAUAAGAGCGAUAAGAAGAAAGGGAAGAAGGAGAAAAGAGAGCGAGAAAAGAAACACAGGAAAAAACUGAAGAAGAAAGAUGCCGAAUCUUCCUCAAACUGUUCCUCUGGAUCUUCAGUCACUGAUUGAAUUCAUUUACAGUGUAUGAAACAUUGACAGGACCAGCAGAUCAUUGCAAACCAGCGACAGAGAAGAUUUCAGAUGGGAAAUAGUGUAACAUACAGAGUAAUGUAUAGAUAAUUAAAUAACCUUGAAACAUUGAGAUCAUUCUCUAUCUGAACAAGGUGAUCCAGUUGUCAACUCCUUUAUUUUGUCUUUAUCUUUGUUUUUAAGAGUUGGAAUGAAGGUCGCCUUUUUGUGCUGUUUCUAACAAAACUGUAUUUUGUACAUAAAUUAAAUGAAAACAACCCAAAUUCCUUUUUUGGUAAAUACUUUUACUAAGUUUUAAGUGUUUCUAUAUACUGCUAUACUGGAAGUAUUGAAACAAUGAAACGUUUAAGCUACAAUAAAGGAUUACAUUAAAUGAUAAAAAUAAAGCAAUAAUGAAAUAGACAAGCCAGAUCAGAAAUAAUGUUGGCGCAGUUGCACUGAGCUAUGCGGCUCAUGUGGGUGAUAUAAGUUUGAAUAUAGCUGGCAACAUUCCCCAUCCUGUUCCUCAUCUCUCUUCCCAUUGUGUCCUGUUGUCUUGGUUUAAAUAUUUUUUUUAUUGAAAUAAAUUGUUAAAAAAG
Messenger RNA from Xyrauchen texanus (razorback sucker), 1214 nucleotides. RefSeq names its product SREK1-interacting protein 1 (gene srek1ip1). Gene Ontology annotation, molecular function: zinc ion binding; nucleic acid binding. The transcript has 5 exons. The coding region runs from base 142 to 615 and encodes 157 amino acids. The record is from RefSeq and is a predicted model, not a curated record. Lineage: Eukaryota; Metazoa; Chordata; Actinopteri; Cypriniformes; Catostomidae.